This is a messenger RNA of Carassius auratus (goldfish), 3077 nucleotides long. Its product is annotated as mRNA decay activator protein ZFP36L1-like. The transcript has 2 exons. Lineage: Eukaryota; Metazoa; Chordata; Actinopteri; Cypriniformes; Cyprinidae. Gene Ontology annotation, molecular function: mRNA binding; metal ion binding. The record is from RefSeq and is a predicted model, not a curated record. The coding region runs from base 175 to 1230 and encodes 351 amino acids.
GACUGCGCGAGUUUUUAUAAAGGAUAUGCGCGCAAGUUGUGACAGGACAGAGGGGGCUCUCUGCGGGGCAGAACUAUAUCAACGACCCUUCAAACACAGGAAUACUCCCACCGUAACUUAACAAACCAUCUGUUUGUCAACUUCGAAGAAUUCUCGACAACCCCCGAUUCGACAAUGACCGCGACUGUUGUGUCCCCCUUCUUCGACUACGAAGUGACGAAUAAGAACAAUACAGUGAUGAGCUACAACAAUGCCCUCUCCAGUCCCCAUUUAAAGUCUGUCCCCACCAACGGUGCCAAUACCCCCUUUACCCCCACCGGGUCCCUGCUGGACAGGAAGGUGGUGGGUACCCCUUCAUUGGGACUCUAUCAGCGUCGCCACUCCGUGUCCAUUACCAGUUCCAAAUCAACGCAGAACCAAUUUAUCAACAGUCUCAAGAUGGAUGGCUCCACUUCCAUGAACUGGAGUAACAACAACAAGGAGAACAGCUUCCGCGACCGGUCCUACUCUGAAACCGGGGAACGUCUAAGGCCGAACAACAUCAUGUGCAUUAAUGCCAACGGAAACAGCCAGGUCAACUCAAGCCGCUAUAAGACCGAACUCUGCAGACCCUUCGAGGAGAACGGCACUUGUAAAUAUGGUGACAAGUGCCAGUUUGCCCAUGGGAUGCACGAGCUUCGUAGUCUAAAUCGGCACCCCAAGUACAAGACCGAGCUCUGUCGCACCUUCCACAGCACUGGUUACUGCCCAUACGGGCCGCGCUGCCACUUCAUCCACAACGCAGAGGAGCGCCGCGGUCCCCCUCCUCUCUCCACCUUCAACAAGAUGGAGCGCCCCCGUCUUCACCACAGCUACAGUUUUGCCGGUUUCCCAAGCUCAGGUGGCUCCCAGGACAGCCCAACCUCUGUCACACCUCCGCCCAUAUUUUCCAGCGAAGACGUCAGUGAGUGGCCCAGCAACCCUUUCACUUACUCGAGUCAAAAGCUCGCCAACCUGUUUGCGCCCAGUUUGGGUGGCACCACUGUUCCUGAUCUGCCCGGUCCUCAUUCUCCCACCGCACCUUCCUUCUUCAGGCAAAUGUCCGAGUCGCCCCCAAGCCCUCUGGAUUCCCUCUCCGACCAGGAGGGUUACCAGAGCAGCCUGGGCAGCCAGAGCGGAUCCGAGUCACCUGAGCAGGACACGACACGUCGCCUCCCCAUCUUCAGCAGGCUCUCCAUCUCCGAUGAUUAAAACGUGCCCUCAGAGAUUCCAGGCCCUGAGAGAGGGAAAGCGCCGAGUGCUGGCGAGAAAGAGAGUCAUUAUCCUCCUAACAACCCCUUCCUGUCCUUGCCUUGUUUACAGCAGAGAAGUGGACUAAAGUACAGUGUUCUUGUAGCUACUGAGUCGAAUCAGAAAACCUACUACCCUGUAGCAUCAAACUAGAGCGUAUUCCCAAGCCUCCCUAGACGUCUUUAACAUGCCUUACGAUAAACCGUUCCCCUCAAGGCCCACUCAGAUGUUGAGGCUUCGAAGUCCUCACUGGAACAUGUUAAACAAAUCCAUAUUUAGUUCACAGUGUUCAAACUGAAAGAGUUUUCUAAAUUGUCCGAGGACCUUCUUGUUCAAAGAAUCUACUGAUUAUACCAACAAUGUGCUUUAUAGACCGGGAAGUGCCAUUUUUCUUGGUAGAUCGUCUGGACUUAAAGUGCCUAUCAAAACAAUUAGUUUCCUACUUUUUCAGUCACGUCGAUUUUUGGAGAUCUGGCGUAGACAAGGUUUAAAGGAAAAGAAUCAAACCCAUCUUAGAUUUGUAUUAAUCAUUUUGAAAGAUACUUGUACAUCCAGUGGUGCUAAAUGUUCUGUCACCGUGGUAAUUAUCCCUAAAAACAUGUGAUCCAGUACGCCAAAAAUAAUGUGUUCUGGUUGUUGGAAAGAAUAGGUGCGAGAUGUUGCCCUUCCUGUUCAUGUUACCACUAAAGAUGUGACUUGACUGGCCACUAAUUGUUUCGUUGCUAACAGAUCGUUGAAAUGUUCUAUCGUUAAUUCAAUAUUGUAUUUCCCCUUUUAUUGUUAUAAUAUAGUUAUUAUUGCACCAUUACAAUUAUUGUUGCUAUUUUCGGUUUGGAAAUGAGAACGUUCAACCUGAAAGUUUUGCUUGUCAGUGCUUAUUUAACUUAUCAAAAUGUAUUUAUUGCUGAUUUUAAGCAUUUUUUUAUUUCGUUUGUAUUUAUCUGGAUAAUGAAAAAAUAGAAUAUAUUUUACUUUUUAUGUUAAAUUAUGAUCUUCCGUAUUAAUCGUAAGAUUGUGAAUACCUUUUUUUUUCGUUAAGCUUCAACAGUUAAUAUAUUAUACUGCAAUGACAUUUUGUAACUACAUUUUGAUUUAUUUUUUCAAGUGAAACUUAAUUUAAAAUGAGUAUGCAAUGAGGAUUGUUUUGCAUUUUAUUUAUUAUUUUUCUCCCUUAUGUUGGACUGCAAUUUCAGGUUGUUUAUGCCUCCGCAAGCCUUUAUUAUUUGGCUUUGACCGUCUAGAAUGUAAACCGAGUUGUCUUGACACAACAGUCCUGUGCCUGUGAUUUUAUAAAUCCAAUGUUUAGACUGGGAUCCCCUCAUUAAUACUCCUUUUGGUAUGAACAAAUUGGAGACAAUAAAUGCAUUACAGUACCAAUCUCAUUAACCCUCGCUGUGAUCCGAACCUCUGAUCGCAGCAUUUUGAUUUAAAUGGACAGUUAAUAAGGGAAUUGUGAAAUAUGCAUUUGUGUAUUUAUUUUGCCCAUUUUGAAACCAUAUUAUGUACACCAGCAAGGAUGUUUUGUUUUGAUUUGUCAUGACUCAAAAUUCUGAUUUGUUUACAGAUUUUGGACCACUUCUACUUGCUAAGUGCCUAACAGUACAUUCCAAGAGGCUUGAACCUUUUAGGAUUGUAAUCCAGAGUCAUUAUAUAGAUUUUGAUCGAAAUUUCGAGGUUAACAGGAUUGACAUUGAGAGAGCUACAGAUGAAUGUGUCCUAUGUUAGCAGCUACUGCUGUUCACAUCAAUAUGUUUCGUUUGUAACGACAGAUUGCAGUUUAAACCAAUAAAAUUCCUAUUUAUAUGCAA